This is a messenger RNA of Polistes canadensis, 3145 nucleotides long. RefSeq names its product receptor-type tyrosine-protein phosphatase mu (gene Ptp36E). The transcript is spliced from 16 exons. The coding region runs from base 684 to 2831 and encodes 715 amino acids. Gene Ontology annotation, biological process: protein dephosphorylation. Lineage: Eukaryota; Metazoa; Arthropoda; Insecta; Hymenoptera; Vespidae. The record is from RefSeq and is a predicted model, not a curated record. Gene Ontology annotation, molecular function: protein tyrosine phosphatase activity.
AAAGAUUCAAUCGAACAUUAAAUAAUAAGCCGAUAAAUUAUAACUUCUCAAUUUUUUUGUUUCAAUAUCAUCGUGUCCACCACCACCACCACCAUCGUCGACAUCGUCGAGUCCGAGCGUUAAAGAUUAACAAGAAAAUCAACACAUUUUAACGUUUACCAUUCCUUUUUUUUAUUCUAUUCCUAUCCUUCGUCCUCUUUAUCCUAAUCAAAUGUUAUCGUGUAUUUGACAAGAUUUCAUGUGAAUAAAAGGAUCUAAUAAUUGGCCUUUCGUCUAAGAAGAAGAGGCACGCGAGGAAUAUGUCCGCAUUUGGCGCCGGUUGAAUCUUCGAUAUAUCUACGAGAAUCACGGUUAUGAUUUACACUUUGUUGGACUUGCCUUGCGUAUCUAUUCAAAAAUCAAAAGACGAUACAUUGGAAUAUACUUAAACGGAUAAUCAUAAUCUAUAAGAAAACAAAUUUAAUCGUUUGUUAUCAGAUUGUUUCUAAUCUGAUAUGAAAUAUUACAAAUAUUCUAACAUAAUGGAGAUAACGCGUAUAUGACAUAAGGAUUUUUAAAAAGGGUUGUAACAAUUACUUAUUCGAGGAUGGACCUUUGGAAAGAAUAGUUUGAUCGAGUUACGGAUAGUUUGACAUAUACCAUUUGUAUAUCGUUUAUCGGCUAAAUUUAAUCGUUCUCAGAAAAUGUCAUCCUUAAGAACGCAAUCGACCGGUGGUGGCGGAGGUAGAGGUGGUGGCGGCGUCCUAGGCUUGAGCAGUAUUUGUUCCGAUCGUACAGGAGCCACUUCCAUUGCUAGCGGUUCUCAUUCUCAUUCCCAUACGCACAGGAAACAUCAACAUCACAGUAGAAGUAGAAGCGCUCCUAGAGCACCUGAGAAACCACCUAGAAAACGUCAUUUAAAUCCUGGACAUAGCUUGGUUUCCAUUCCAAGUCAAAUUAAAUUAUCCAUGUUAAACAGUGGCCUCAUUUCUUUUGCAACGGAGGAACUUAGUAGCAGUAUGAGCACUACAUUGCCUACAGCACCGACCGAACUUUCGCAAUUUCCAAAGCUUUGCGAGCUUCGGAGAAAAUUUCCGGUUCUAUAUCGAGUAGAAUUUCAAACAGCAGCAAAGGUAGAAUCGCAUUCGUGUAGACAUGCUACAAAACCAGUAAAUAAAGAAAAGAAUCAAAAUCAGAAAUGUAUUCCAUAUGACUAUAACAGAGUGGUUUUGGAUACAAUAGAGGGUGAAACAGAUUCCGAUUAUGUUAAUGCAUCUUAUGUAGAUAGUAUCUUGAAACCAAACGCAUAUAUUGUGACCCAAGGUCCUAUGGAAAAUACUGUAACAGAAUUUUGGCGAAUGGUUUGGCAAGAGAAAGCAUCUUGCAUUGUUAUGCUUACGAAAACAUUUGAUUUCAUACGAGUCAUGUGCGUCCAAUAUUGGCCAGCAAGUAAAGAUAAGGAUGAAGAAUAUGGAGGUAUUGGAGUUUCUAUAUUACAGGAAGAACAAUUAGCCAAUUUUCAUAUACGUACAAUAAAACUUUACAAGAAGGAUGAAAGCGAGGAAAUAUCUGAAGAGAGGACAUUGCUACAAUUUCAUUAUACCGAAUGGCACUCUCAUACUUGUCCUUUUGGUAAUGCAGUAUUAGAAUUUCGUCGUCGUGUUAGAGCAGUUGUUGGAUCUACUAUAAAAAAUGAAUCAGGUCCUAUGGUAGUUCAUUGCAAUGAUGGUGGUGGUCGAUCAGGAGUGUAUCUUGCAAUAGAUGCUAAUAUGGAGUUAGCCGAAGAAGAAGAUGCCUUUGAUGUAUUUGGAUAUUUAAAGAAAUUGAGACAAAGUAGAAGAGGAAUGAUAGAAAAUUUGGAACAGUACAAAUUUGUAUACGAUACUUUGGAAGAAUUUGUAAUAUGCGGUACUUCGUGGUUUCCAGUUUCGGAAUUAUCGCUACGUUUGAAACAAAAAAGUAUCAAAAAUCCUCUAACUAAAAUGAACGAAUAUCUACGAGAGUAUCAACAGAUAUGCAAGCAAACGCCACGAUUUACGAUCGGAGACUGUGCAGGAGGACACAGGGCUGAUAAUCGUGAAAAGAAUAGAGAUGUUUUGGUCGUACCGCCUGACAACUUUCGACCGUACCUUACUAGUUUCCAAGGGAACAAUUUCACAGAUUAUAUAAAUGCUGUCUUUGUGGACGGCUACACAAAACCAAGAGAAUACAUUGUUACCGAGUGGCCUCUUAGAAACACAUGUGGCGAAUUUUGGUCUCUAGUUUAUGAUUAUGAAUGUGCAGCAGUUGUUGUAUUAUGCGUACCACCACAGGGUUCUACAAAUUUUCCAAGUUUUUGGCCAGAAGGAAGGCAUUCAAAAAAAUAUGGUCCUGUAUUUACUAUCGAUCAUAUUAGUCAUAAUCAUUAUACAAAUAUUAAAACCUGGGUAUUUAGAAUAAAUAAAAAAAUCAUUUCAUUACCCGAGUUAAUGGCAGGAGUGAAAGCACCUCCAAAAACAGUUCAGUUAUUUCAAUUAACAUGUUGGCCUAUGGGUCAUAGAGUACCGACGUCUACGAAUAGUUUAGUAGAACUAAUGAAUAUGGUUGAACGGUGGAGACAAAGAACGGAUUAUGGUCCGGUAGCAGUGGUGUCUCCUGAUGGAAGAAGUCGUUGCGGGGUCUAUUGUGCCGCCAAUGCAUGUAUAGAACAAGUAAUACAACACGGUGAAGUAGAUAUAUUUCAAGCUGUGAAAACGGUGCGCAGACAUCGGCCUCAACUAAUAGAAAAUAUGACAGAGUAUAAGUAUUGCUAUGACUUAGUUCUACAUUAUGUGCUGCAUUACUUGAAUAAAGAUAUGAACGAAAAGAAGUGAGAAAGCGAGUUGGGGGACGAGCUGUGGUUCAUAGAAUUUGGUCGUGGUGCGGCGCUACCAUUAACGCCAGAAGAAGCUUCAACGGACGGCGAACCAACUUUACCCUGCGCUCAAGGACGUAUCGUUUAUGAGACUACAAAAGUGGUAUCGCCAGAGCUGUCCAACGGUUCCACAUUUUAUGCAACGCCAAGUAAUAAAGAAGCAAAGGUCGCAGAAAGUCCUGAAGAAAAGAAAUUAGUAUGGAAUAAAGCUAUACCGAAAUCAAUUGAAGAUUUUGCAAAUAUCGCUAACGAAAAUCUAGCAAAGGAUAGGAU